Molecule: messenger RNA, 534 nt
Organism: Verticillium nonalfalfae
Lineage: Eukaryota; Fungi; Ascomycota; Sordariomycetes; Glomerellales; Plectosphaerellaceae
Exons: 3
Coding region: 1-534 (177 amino acids)
Source: RefSeq, a predicted model, not a curated record
AUGUCUCUCGACCGUGGCGACCGGGCCACCGUCUCCACCUCCACGACGUUCACCGCACUAGGAUGGCCGUCCAUCACUGCCGAUCUUUUGAUCAAAACGGCCCUCGGACUGCGCGCAAAUGGCUUCCCUCCACCUCUCGACCGUUUUCUUGAUCCGUUUCAGUAUCAUCAGCACCAGCAGCCCUUCUUCACUUCACUAUACGACUACAACACAACUACACUCAUCAGCAAGCCUGUCUUACAUCCAACACAUCAAACAAUCUCCAUCAACCACAACAACCACCAAACAAAACUCACAACCUACACCUCACCUACCGCCAAUAUGCCCGCCCGUCAAGACGCCUACUCUGUCUCCAUCCCCACUUCUCCUCCUCCUCCCGCCAGCCUCAACGUCUACCAGCGCUCCAUGCACCAGCACACCAAGCGCCAGAUGGAACUCGCAAACCGCUCCUCCCACAGGCGAUCUGGCGAGCAUCGCGGUUCCGUCACCUCAAACAUGACGAACGGCAGCAUUAGUCCCGCUGAAUCCCAAUAG